This is a messenger RNA of Thunnus maccoyii (southern bluefin tuna), 2112 nucleotides long. Its product is annotated as E3 ubiquitin-protein ligase TRIM21-like. Lineage: Eukaryota; Metazoa; Chordata; Actinopteri; Scombriformes; Scombridae. The record is from RefSeq and is a predicted model, not a curated record. The transcript is spliced from 2 exons. Gene Ontology annotation, molecular function: protein binding; zinc ion binding. Bases 99 to 1739 code for a protein of 546 amino acids.
CAGCAGAGCUGCAGUCGAGUCUCUCCACUUCUGUCCAAAUAAAACUGAGUCACCAAGUCUUUCCCAACAACACAGCAGAGUCUCUGCCAAACACUGAUAUGUCUGCUGCCAGCUGUCUGCUAUCUGAAGAUCAGUUUCUGUGCUCCAUCUGUCUGGAUGUGUUCACUGAUCCAGUCACCACAUCAUGUGGACACAACUUCUGCAAAAACUGCAUCACUGAACACUGGAACAGUAAUGACCAGUAUCUGUGUCCCAUCUGUAAAAAGGUUUUCAACACAAGACCUGAGCUAGACAUCAACACUUUUAUCUCUGAGAUGGUUUCUCAGUUCAGACAGGAAGCUCAACAGAAAGCCAGCAGCAGCACCUCAGAGCAACAAGCUGCCAAACCAGGAGAAGUUCCCUGUGACAUCUGUACUGGAACCAAACUGAAGGCCCUGAAGUCCUGUCUGGUGUGUCUGAUCUCCUACUGUGAGACGCACCUGGAUCCUCAUCUGACAAUGUCACGCCUGAAAAGACAUCAGCUGAUGGACCCUGUGGAGAACCUGGAAGACAGGAUGUGUAUGAAGCACGAUAAACCUCUGGAGCUGUUCUGUAAGACCGAUCAGACAUGUGUCUGCGUGCUCUGCUCUGUUUUAGACCACAAGACACAUGAGUUUGUUCCUCUGAAAGAAGAAUAUGAAGGAAAGAAGGCAGAGCUGGGGAAGACAGAGGCUGAAAUUCAGCAGAUGAUCCAGAAGAGACGACUGAAGAUUCAAGAGAUCAAACACUCAGUUGACCUCAGUAAGGAAGAUGCAGACAGAGAGAAAGCAGAAGGUGUUCAGGUCUUCAUCGCUCUGAAGGAGUCUGUUGAGAGAAGCCUGAAUGAGCUCAUUGAGACGAUUGAAGAGAAGCAAAGAACGACAGAGAAACAGGCUGAAGACUUCAUCAAAGAGCUGGAACAGGAAAUCUCUGAGCUGAUGAAGAGAAGCUCUGAGGUGGAAAAGCUCUCACGCUCUGAAGACCACCUCCACCUCCUCCAAAACUUCCCAUCCCCGAAAGCUGCUCUACCCACCAACGACUGGACAGAGGUCAGCGUCCGUCCAUCAUAUGAGGGGACUGUGGUGAGAGCUGUGACUCAGCUGGAGGAGACGCUCAGUAAAGAGAUGAAGAAGCUGUUUGAGGCUGAGCUGAAGAGGGUCCAGCAGUAUGCAGUGGAUGUGACUCUUGAUCCUGAUACAGCAAAUCCUCAACUCAUCCUGUCUGAUGAUGGAAAACAAGUAUACUGCGAUAAUGUGAAGAAGAAUCUCCCAGACAACCCAGAGAGAUUUUCUCUUUGUCCCUGUGUUUUAGGAAAGCAGAGUUUCUCUUUAGGCAAAUUUUACUUUGAGGUUCAGGUUAAAGGGAAGACCGAAUGGGUUUUAGGAGUGGCCAGAGAGUCGAUCAACAGAAAGGGGCAAAUCACACUGAGCCCUAAGUAUGGUUACUGGUCUAUAUGUUUGAAGAAUGGAAAUGAGUACAUAGCUGGUAAUAACCCUUCAGUCCGUCUCUCUCUGAAGUCUCAGCCUCAGAAGGUGGGGGUGUUUGUGGAUUAUGAGGAGGGUCUAGUCUCCUUUUAUGACUUAGAUGCAGCAGCUCUCAUCUACUCCUUUACUGGCUGCUCCUUCACUGAGAAACUCUACCCAUACUUCUUUCCCUUUUUUAAUGAUGGUGGUACAAACUCCGCCCCUCUGAUCAUCUGUCCUGUCAAUCAAACUGAGUAGAGUAAUCACCUGUUUUAUUUUAUGAGAGGAUUCAUUGUCAUUUACAGGAACAAAUAUACACAUUCAGUGUCAUAAACUGUACACUUUCUUGUAGAGAAGAGUAUUUUGUGUAUCACAUGAAAGGUGGGAUCUCUAUUUAAAAUUAAAACUAUUAAAACGUCUGAUUAAUUCCAGACAACUUUAUUCUCAAUUCAAGUUGAAAUCAAAGUUCACAAAAAAACCCAAACUUUUCAGUUUCAAGUGUAACAAACAGUCUCAGGCUGCAUCUUUGUAAAUGUGAGGUUUUGCUGCAACUUUCUGCUCUAUAUAAUAGUAAACUGAAUAUUUUGGGGUUUUGGACUGUUGGUUGGACAAAACAUUUGAAAACAUCACA